Sinocyclocheilus anshuiensis is the source of this 579-nucleotide messenger RNA. RefSeq names its product transcription factor 4 (gene tcf4). Gene Ontology annotation, cellular component: chromatin; transcription regulator complex. Gene Ontology annotation, biological process: regulation of transcription by RNA polymerase II. Gene Ontology annotation, molecular function: RNA polymerase II cis-regulatory region sequence-specific DNA binding; DNA-binding transcription factor activity, RNA polymerase II-specific. The transcript has 7 exons. The coding region runs from base 31 to 579 and encodes 182 amino acids. NCBI's taxonomy places the organism in Eukaryota, Metazoa, Chordata, Actinopteri, Cypriniformes, Cyprinidae. The record is from RefSeq and is a predicted model, not a curated record.
UAAGUGAUCUGUGCAGUUAGUCUGUUAAAUAUGUGUGUGAAGAUGAUUAAAACCUCCAGAUUCCUGUUUGACAGAUGCAGGGUUGGCCUGGAAAGCGCAGUGCAUCAAUCCACACGACUGGACUCGACGACUGACCGUCUGUCAGAUGUGAACGUUUAUGUGAUAUUUCUAAAAAUGCAUCAUCACCAUCAUCAUCACCAUCAUCAUCAUCAGAGAAUGGCCGCGUUAGGGACGGAUAAAGAACUGAGCGAUUUGCUGGAUUUCAGCGCGAUGCGAAACAGCGAUUUGAAAAUGUUCCCCACAUCAAUGAUGUUUUCCCCUCCUGUCAGCAGCGGGAAGAACGGACCGACGUCUCUGGGAAGCGGACAUUUCUCUGGCUCAAAUCUGGAAGACAGAGCGAGUUCGUCUUGGGGGAAUGGAGUUCGUGCCACAAAGAAUUACGCUGAUGGCUCUCAGUACGGUCACAUGGCCAGUCGGGACCUGGGGUCACAUGACAGCAUCUCGCCACCGUACACCAACUCCAGAUUAGCAGGUGCAGUCCACACCAGCGCUGUUCUCCUCCUGUCAUGUACCUGCUAA